CUUGGAUGUAGCGGCGUCGGUGGUGAGGGCGUGGGGAAGGGUGGGGUGAGGGGGCGAGGCCGCGACGAGCGCGGCGAAACUCUCCACCCCUUGGCCCCACCGCGUGGGACUGCGUGAACGCGGUUUUGGAGGGAUGUCCGCCUUCUCUGAGGCGGCGCUGGAGAAGAAGCUGUCGGAGUUGAGCAACUCGCAGCAGAGCGUGCAGACCUUGUCCCUGUGGCUCAUCCACCACCGCAAGCACUCGCGGCCCAUCGUCACCGUGUGGGAGCGGGAGCUGCGGAAAGCAAAACCCAACAGGAAGCUUACUUUUCUCUACCUAGCCAAUGAUGUCAUUCAGAACAGCAAAAGGAAGGGGCCGGAGUUUACAAAAGAUUUUGCACCAGUUAUAGUGGAGGCUUUUAAGCAUGUUUCAAGUGAAACUGAUGAAAGUUGUAAGAAGCACCUUGGAAGAGUGUUAUCUAUUUGGGAAGAAAGAUCUGUAUAUGAAAAUGAUGUAUUAGAACAACUUAAGCAAGCUCUGUAUGGUGAUAAGAAGCCUAGGAAGAGAACUUAUGAACAAAUAAAGGUGGAUGAAAAUGAAAAUUGUUCCUCUCUAGGAUCUCCAAGUGAACCACCACAGACUCUAGAUCUCGUUAGAGCCUUACAAGAUCUAGAAAAUGCAGCUUCAGGUGAUGCAGCAGUUCAUCAGAGGAUAGCUUCUUUGCCUGUCGAAGUCCAAGAAGUAUCCCUGCUAGAUAAAAUAACAGAUAAAGAAUCUGGAGAAAGGCUUUCUAAAAUGGUAGAGGAUGCUUGUAUGUUGCUGGCAGAUUACAAUGGCAGAUUGGCGGCAGAAAUAGAUGAUAGGAAGCAACUCACUCGAAUGUUAGCAGAUUUUCUUCGUUGUCAAAAAGAAGCCCUUGCAGAGAAAGAGCAUAAAUUGGAAGAAUACAAGCGCAAGUUAGCCAGAGUUUCCCUGGUGCGCAAAGAACUCAGGUCCCGGAUCCAGAGCCUGCCAGACUUAUCUCGAUUGCCCAAUGUCACUGGCAGCCACAUGCACCUGCCCUUUGCGGGGGACAUCUACAGUGAAGAUUGACGACCAGUUUCUUUCCAGGGCCCAGGACUUUGCAAGACAUGGAGACGGGUUAGGUGGAUAGUCCUGUAGCGUUAUUUUUGUAUAUUGUUGAGAGAGUGAUACUAACAAAAGAAGCGACAAGUAAUUUAUAAAAUUGUUUAAAAUGUUGAUUUGUUUACUAUUUUAUUAGUAAGUUAACAUGACUUAGUUUAAACAAAGUGAUGAUCUCUGUGUAUUAAUAAGCUCACAUAGUGAUUAUUUUCAAACAAUCUUUUUGUAAAUUUUUUUGAUCCAGGGCCUUGUGAGAAAGUCCAUGUUUCUAUUUCUUCAUGUAUUUUCAAUUAUUUUCUUUUUUCAGUAUCUAAUCACUGUAUACUAUCUAAUUCCUAAAGGGGAAGAACUAAUCAGGAGUUGGUUGAGACUUUAUUAUGGUAUAGUUAGGACUUGAUUAUAGAAGGGACUAAAUGUUCCAACUUAAUCUUCAUCCUUCUCCCCAACCCAAAUAUCGGUUCUGUGCCUCUCCCUACUUUUGAUUCCUUACUCUCUAGAGGUCAGUAAUUUAACACUAAACUUGGAUGCCACUUGUAGGGUCAGAUCGAAGUCUAGAGAACUUUUCAGAUAGCAUUGUAGGAGUUCUAUUUCAACUGCCAUCAUAGACUAAAAAGAUUGUGAAAUAGGGACUCCUUUGAUUAUACUGUUUAGAAUUUUUUGAGUAGAUUAAUAUGAAAAUGCUAUGAAUUUUGAGACUCUACCAAGAGAACAACUUUGGUUCUGGAACUGAUUUCUAUUUGUCAAAUCAGUCUCCUUUUAACAUAAUUGAUCCCUUUGAUAAAAAAAGCUAUCUAUGGGAUUAAAAGAAACAUGAAAUGAUACUUUUAUUAUUCCCUCAGCUGUAUAACUUAAAACACAGUAGUAUUUUUAGCUCUAAUAGUAUAAGAACUCGAUAUUCAUUAAUGUUCAGUAAAGUAUCCUGGGACAUUUUUAAUGUUCCCUUCAAGUUUUUGAAUGACUGUAUAUUUGGAAAUUAAGAGUGCUACACUACAGGGUAGAUCUGGUAAAUUUUAUAUUUGUAUAUUUACAGAUGUAAAUACAAAACAAAUGUACUUUUACCUUUUAUUUCUAACCCUGUGUGUUAGAGCAUUUGCAUGCUCUCCAGCUUUCUUUUUAAAUCAUAUUGUUAAGCUGUGGAUUUGUAUUCAAUAAUGACUUAGGAUAAACAUUUUUCUCAUCCAUUGCUUUACAUUAGACAUUUCUCAUUGUAGGCAAAUUCAAAGUAGAUAGUCAAUAAAACAUCUUUUAAAUCCCACAAGCCAAUUAUGUCUCACUAUUCUAAAUGGCUUCACUUUGUUUCUCAGUAUUAGAGAUUAUAGUUAAAAUUAGUUCACAUGUGAAAGAGAAGGCAAAAUUUAGUUUUGAUAGACUGUAGUUCUGGAAACAGUGAUUUUUACAAUUUGACCUAUUUCUAAAACAGAUGCAUAUAAAAUAGUCCCAUCCAUAAAUGUCUUACAUUCCAAAGUGUUUUAGACAACUUUGGUAGUUAGGACACAUUUUCUCACAGAAACAGUAGUAGUUAGGUUCCCUAUGCACAUUACUAUUGAAAGCUCACCUGGGAACCUAAUCCACUUAACCAUGAAUGUACUUAACUUGUAAUAUGGUUGAUAAAUUACUAAUCAUAGAUCCUGACCAGCAUUUGUAAUAACAUCACUCUAAGCAAGGAAAUGGUGUGCGGCAGCCAGAACCGCACAUUGGGGUAUCUGCCUGUGCUGUGUACCUCUGUCCCUAGGUAUAGGAAAUAGAAGAAAAGAGCAAAGGGGAAGAGGUAACAAAUGCACAAUUACAAAACCUGGUUAUACCUGCUGUGAAAGUAUACCAAGUAAGUUAGAUUUUUUGUUGUUAUUAAUGUGAAAGCAAGAACUUGUAUGUUAACUUAUUUUCAAUAUCUUGACCUUAUUUAUGAUCUGCUAAAGUGGUGAUUUAUCCAUUCAGAAUAUAUAUUUUUUCCAUUUAAAACUAAUUUAUAAACUGUGUACUCCUGGAAAGAUUUGAAAUCUUUUAGAAGUUUGUUGGAAUAUUUUCACCAUUUAAGACAGACUUCUAACUUAGAUACUGAUUUUGAUGCCAGUAUCUGCUCUAAAUAUUUAUGAUAAAAAUGCAUUAUUUUUUUAAAGAGCUUGAUGAGAUUUGUGAUAAGUGAUAGUACUCAAGAACCUGAAUCCCACCCCUUGACCAGUCCUCCACAAACCUCAGUUGUUGGUUAGUCCACUAACUGAACACAUACAAUAGUCUGCUUUAGUCAUGUUUUCCGCCUUAUGAUAGUUAACAUGGUAAGCCUUAGCAGUGAAUAGUCUUCCUUCCUAAAAAGAAGGCUAAAUUUUUUCAAGAAAUGGGGUUAGGUGGGAUACUGUAAUACCAAAUUCUAAAUCAUGAGCAUUUUCUUCACUGUGUACCUGAGGCAAAUCAUGCAUCUGAGUGCAGUUUGGCCUGGCCCCUCAAGAGAAAAGCAUGUCACCAUACUUGCAGUAGGGGUACUGUGGUCUGAAUGGAUACCAUCACUCUUUUCUCCACAAACAGUGCAGAGAGUUGCUGGAGUGGCAGUCUGAACAGAUUCCCUGGCACUCCCUCUGCUCCUUCCAUCACAGUAAGUAAAAGUCCAUAGGGGAGAACCUGGAGUCUUGAGAAAGUCAGUUGUGCUCAACAGCCACCCUCCCUUAAGGAAAACCAUUCCAAAUGCAACUUUUUUGGUACCUCUUUCACAUGCACUCCGAAUCAGGGUUUUUCUAUAAGAAAUCCUUCAGAAUCAGCAAAAGCUGGGGUGACCCAGUCAUCUUGAUUUGCAAAAUUAAAAGAACAAACUUAGGUUGUCAGUUGUCACUGUAGAUGAGCAACUCAUCUUUUGCAGUAUAGUUACUGAACUGGUUCUGAGAACACUUUAGAGAGAAAGAAAAAAAAAAAAAAACCCUCAAAAGUACAAAUUAACUUAUUUUAGGGAAAGAUAGAAGGUCCUUUCUGAAUUUUCCAUUCUAAAAAUUUACAUAAUAUGAAAUAACAUAAAGUUACUAAACUGCUUUGUAUUCUAUUAAGAAAUAGCUCCUAAAGAUGUAGUCUUGUUUCAUAGCUGUUGCACUAUAUCAAAGCUUUUUAAAGUGUAAACCCAGUUCUUCUCUGUAUAGAAAGGGAACAUUGUGUUACUUGAUGAGUUUAUUUAUACAGAGCAUUUGUUGCCAACUAUAAUUCCAGCCAUCCACAUGAGUCUGUUCUGAGGUGGCAGUAGCACAUGGGAAGAUGAACUCUCCCUGUUUGUUUACCCCUUUUCUUUGGCUGUAUCUGAUUACAGUAUAAGAUGUUCUUAAAUAAAGUUUUAUGUUCUUUUCAA
This is a messenger RNA of Marmota monax (woodchuck), 4424 nucleotides long. It is a transcript of the gene Rprd1a, whose product is annotated as regulation of nuclear pre-mRNA domain containing 1A. Gene Ontology annotation, biological process: mRNA 3'-end processing. NCBI's taxonomy places the organism in Eukaryota, Metazoa, Chordata, Mammalia, Rodentia, Sciuridae. The record is from RefSeq and is a predicted model, not a curated record. Gene Ontology annotation, cellular component: RNA polymerase II, holoenzyme. The transcript has 7 exons. Bases 134 to 1072 code for a protein of 312 amino acids. Gene Ontology annotation, molecular function: RNA polymerase II C-terminal domain binding.